Maylandia zebra (zebra mbuna) is the source of this 1225-nucleotide messenger RNA. RefSeq names its product lysophosphatidic acid receptor 6. Gene Ontology annotation, cellular component: plasma membrane. The record is from RefSeq and is a predicted model, not a curated record. NCBI's taxonomy places the organism in Eukaryota, Metazoa, Chordata, Actinopteri, Cichliformes, Cichlidae. Gene Ontology annotation, molecular function: lysophosphatidic acid receptor activity. Gene Ontology annotation, biological process: phospholipase C-activating G protein-coupled receptor signaling pathway; positive regulation of Rho protein signal transduction.
CCUCUCCGUGGCAACUUCAUCCCCGUCAUCAGCUUGGAACGUCUGAUGGCUCUGGUUUUUCCUUUGACGCCAUGCCAUCUUAGACCCUUGUCCUGUGCCUGAAAAGGAUCUACGCUCGUCUGGCUCAUUUUGCUGGUAGAGAAACUACAGACGAUAUAAUCAUCAGAGAGUGGAAGGUUUGCUGCUCAGCUGCAAUUCAGUUAAUAAGGAGGCAGAAACUUCAUCAUGAACGCAUCAAAUGUCACUACAGAGGACAGGGUUUACGCUGGGGUCUUUGGCUGCAUUAUGGUGAUAGGUCUGCCUCUCAACGCAGUCGCACUGUGGAUUCUUCUUCGUCGUCACAGCCUCCAAUCGCCCAACGCUGUCUUCAUGGUCAACCUGGCAAUAUCAGACCUGCUGGUCAUCAUCUCUUUGCCCAUGAGGAUCUACUUUCACGCCACCCGCAGCUGGCCUCUGAGCAACAUAAUGUGCCAAUUCAUCACAAUGCUCUUUCGCAACAACAUCCGCUCCAGCGCCUUCUUCAUUACUUUCAUCAGCGUGGACAGACUUCUGGCUGUGGUUUAUCCUCUGAGGUCACGCCAUCUUCGAACUUCAUCCAAUGCCUGGAAAGGAGCAGCAGUAGUCUGGCUAUUUGUGCUGGUAUUGAAUGUUCCAGAGACUUUGGACUUUCCAAAAAAUGAGAACCACAGUGGAUGUUUUGAUUUCAGUCCUAAAAGGAAACCAGGUUUAACUAAAGGUAUAGCAAAUGUACAUCUUGUGUUAAUAGUCACAAUGCUAGCAGUCAACAUUGUGUGGACCGUUAUGGUGUCUUGGGUACUGCACAGACAUCACAGUGACUCUGCGAUCAACAACAAGAUGAACGUAAUGCUGAUAUUUGUCAUAAACUUGGUUUUGUUUACUAUCUGUUUCCUACCUUUGUCAGUAGGUGUAGUUACAGUUAAACCUACUGAAUUAAAGCCAUUGAUAUGUCUUAGUGCUGUGAACUGUUGUCUAGAUCCAUUCUUAUAUUACUUUUCCUUUGAUGGCUUCUGGAAGAAAAAAGAAGAUGCGGAUCCGCCAAGAGAGCAGUAACUUUAGGACAUGCUAUUUCAAUGCAUAAUUCCAGUCACAUUAAGGUUUUCCUAUUUUCCAAAAAAAGUGAUUGUGUAGCAAUGGGACAAGUAUUUUGUUCAACUGUAUUGUUUUUUUUUGUUUUUGUUUUUUAAAUUGUUUAAUAAAAUGUUUC